GAGACAAAAAGCAUUACAGAAAACCGCCUGUUUCCAGAGAACAGAAGAAGAAUGGCUCUACUCAAAUUAACCCUCAUUUUUGUGUUUCAGUUCAAAGCAGGCAUCUUUGGAGAAACCACUCUCUACAAAAUAACUGGACAUGAUGCCAUCCUGCCCUGUGCCCGUGCAUCAUCCUCUAACACAACAUGCUCUAGUGUUUCAUGGCUUUACAACAGAGAUGUGUCUCACACUUUUUCUGAGAUUUUGCAUGGAAAUGUUAUUAAGGCCUCAGCCCGAGCUGCCAGGCUGGAUCUAGACACUAAGUGCUCUCUGGUUAUUACCAGCAUCACUGCUGAGGAUGCUGGUCUCUACACCUGUCGACAGGGGAGGAACUCUAAUCAGGAUGUAAGAACACAUCUCAGUGUUCUGUCAAUCUCUUCAUCUCCACCAGACGCUGAUGCAAAGAGGGAUGGUGAAAUCACAUUAGAGUGCUCUCUGUUGAAAUACAUUGAACUCCCUCCUUGUCAACAAAACAGCAUCCGCUGGGUGAAUGAGACAGGAACUGUGCUGCUUGGUGAAGAUGUCGGGUAUAAGUUCCUCGGACAGAAGGACUGUGUUUCUGUUCUGACUGUGAAACGUCAGAGUGGCCACAACAGGAGAUACACCUGCCAAGUUGUUGAUAAGAAUAACAAUGUAGAAAUUGGGGCUGACUACACAUCUGUCUUCACAGAUUGGUCUCCUCUGAGUUACAUCAUGUUGACUCUGCGAAUUGCAGUACUGAUCCUAAUGAUUAGAAUCACAGUUCUUGUCUUCAGAGACAGAGGGAACACAAAACCACUUGAUAAUGAGAACAAUGUGAAUAGUGAUGCAGAAGUCCAGUAUGAAAAUGUAAAAGCACAUCCUGCUGCUACUAGACUGCAGUGAUCGACAACUUCCACACCAACUUCAUCUCACAAAGUCAAAUAUCAUCACAGUCAUUUUACAUGAGUGAUGAAAGCUUUGAGUUAAAUUGUUUUAUGUUUAUGAUGCAUUGAUUGUUCUUUUUAUGACUUACAUGUAAAGAAUUUCUGUCAAACAGUUUUCAUGGCAACAACAAGCAGAUGUUCAGUAGUUUCAAAUGGUAAGAUAUUAAUAAUUUAAUUAGUGCCUAUGAGAUUAAUUAAAGAACAAUUGACUGCUUGUAUUGUAAAAAUGUUGACAGCCAAGAAAUACCAAGAAAUAUCGCAAACUUUGCUUUUAUACAGCUUUUUUAAGCCUGAUUUAGCAAUCAGUUUAGGUUUUAUGGCACUUUUGCUCUCAUCAACCCUGUUUCCAGCAGUAGCAGGCAGCUUUAUUGUAAACUACCUGCUCAGCACCAAACAGCAGACAGAGAACAUUUAGCAGCUAACGAGCCAGAUAUUUUUCUCAGGAAUUGGUGAACAAAACAGCUUAAAGAAGAGUGAAUGUUGGACUUGAUCAGGUGGAUGGAAACACUGCUCGAGUGGGAUGCUCAUCUGCUGGAUGUGUAAAUAUUGUAGGCAACUAUUUGCUCUGCUCCAUAAGGGGUUAUUAACAUGUCCGAUGUGUUUUUCAUCUUGAAUGUUUUUCUGCCUCAAAGAAGCCACAUAAAUGAAUUAAUUGAAUAUUAAAUUAUUUUCAAUGAUAGUGCUGCUGUUAAACUAGUUUAUUUUUUCUCAGAUACAUUUGUUGAUCAUCAGUAUUCAGUUUCAGCAUGAGUGAACUAACUACAAGUUGCCACAUUAUCAUCCUCUGCGGCCUCUUUAGAGAAGAGAAAGGGAGUGAGGAAAAAUUACAAACUAUUUGGUAGUGACAGAUUUAAAAAUUCACAGUUCUGGUAUCCUGAGGUACACCUUAUUGUAUACUGCCUGCUGCUGUUACUGUCACAUGGAGGCGUCAAAAAAUGUUGGCACCAUGUUGUGAGUUUUCUAGCAACAAACGAUCAUCAAAGUAUCCAGAGGACACAUUUUACUCCUGUUGAAACAUAUACUGCAUAUAAUUUAUAUUUUUAGACCCUUCAGUAUAUUUAUGUGUGAUAACAGCUGUAGUCAGUCUGACACCAUCUGAACUUUGCAGUUAAAACCAGAGAGGUUGCUGAAGAGUUUGACUUGAUGAAGGAAUUCAUCUUCAAAAAAACAUACAUGUUCAGAAACUUGUGAGUGUCUUAUUCGAGUAUCAUAAAUUAGUCCAAUAAGGAAAUAAGUUUCCGGGCAUUCCUGUCUGCCAUGCAUUGCAAGGAGUUUGCACAAUGCAGUUGAUGCAUUCCCUUUGAAAUUUCCGACUUUGAACUUGGAAAUUCCAACUUCCCAUGUCAAAUGGAACACACCACAGGGUCUGCUUCUCUUCCCGUCCAUGUAACAACAAUAGGGACAUACGCGCUUUGCUCCAACAAGAUAUAGUAUCAAUGGUGUCAUUUACACUGGGGAUGCUGGGGAUAUGUGGCCACCAGUUUUUGAAACAGCUAAUUUUGUCUC
Molecule: messenger RNA, 2450 nt
Organism: Micropterus salmoides (largemouth bass)
Lineage: Eukaryota; Metazoa; Chordata; Actinopteri; Centrarchiformes; Centrarchidae
Exons: 6
Coding region: 52-903 (283 amino acids)
Biological process (GO): T cell activation; interleukin-15-mediated signaling pathway; positive regulation of ERK1 and ERK2 cascade
Cellular component (GO): membrane raft; external side of plasma membrane
Molecular function (GO): MHC class II protein binding; protein tyrosine kinase binding
Source: RefSeq, a predicted model, not a curated record